UAAGUGUAGCGUAAUGCGUGACUUUCCUUUUUCAGAACCGAAAAUUCAAACCUAAUGGAACAAUCUUCAUAUAGCCUAAUUUGAUAAUUCUUGGACGUUGUUACUGAAGAGGUGAUGGAAAACUUUAGCUACAUCUUUUUGUGAGCAGAGGACCAGAUCGAUGAAGUUGUUUUUUACACGCACUCAGUUUUCGCGUCAUGUUUAGACUGUUGUUGGGUGUUUUAUGAAGAGGUUAAGAAAAAUGAUUCACAGCGCAUCUUUCUUCUGUCUGUGUCUUUUGCUAUCGACUGGUGUGUUUGGUGAUACAGAUGAAGUGAAGUCAGUAUCAGUGACUGAAGGAGAUUCUGUCACACUAAACACUGAUGUUAAAGUACAGAGAGAUGAUCACCUACUGUGGACGUUUGGAGCUCAAGAGAGUCGAAUAGCAGAAAUCUACAGACAGAACAUUAAUAUAGAUGCCACUAAUACAAUAUUUGAGAAAAGACUCCAGAUGGACUCUUUCACUGGAUCUCUGACCAUCAGAAACAUCAGAGGCACAGACUCUGGACUUUAUAAACUACAGAUCAUCAGCAGCAGAAAAACUUCAUACAAGAGAUUCAGUGUUUCUGUCUAUGCUCGUCUGCCUGUUCCUGUCAUCACCAGAAACUCCUCAAACUGUUCAUCUACAUCACCAUCAUCAGUGUCCAGAUGUUCACUGCUGUGUUCAGCUGUGAAUGUGAGUGCUGUGACUCUCUCCUGGUACAAAGGAAACAGUUUAUUGUCCAGCAUCAGUGUGUCUGAUCUCAGCAUCAGUCUCUCUCUUCCUCUGGAGCUUGAGUGUCUGGAUGAUUCUUACAGCUGUGUUGUGGCUUAUUCAUUCACCAACAGGACGACACAUCUCAACAACACUGAUCUCUGUCAGCCAUGUCCAGAACGGGAAGAGGGUUCACGUCUUGUUUCAAUAGUUGUUAUAGCACUGCUCCUGCUGCUGCUGCUGUUAGCUGUAGUUGGAGUUAAGGCUCAAGAGGAAGAGAUACUUUAUGCUGACACAACAUUCUGUGCAUAUCGAGUGAAGAGUACGGAUAACGUUGCAGCAGAUCAAACAUUAUAUUCAACUGUUAAGACAUGAAGGACCCCUGGAUGAAAGAAGAAAGCCAUCGUAUUUACAACUGUGACAAUAAGUUUAUUAGGAUCAACUAAAUGCAGAAUUUUCAAAUAUGUAAAAUUUGCACUAUAGACAUAUGAAAUAUGUCCAAGAUUUUUACACAGCAGUCUUUUAUUGAGGGGACAUUUUCAUGCCCCUAAACAUGACAUGUAACAAAAUGAAAUAUGAUAGUUGCUUUAACUGUCGAUCAUGCCCUCUUGGCAGUCCUUUGCCAUUAAAACCCCUUCACAUCUGUCAUAAUAAUUUACAUUUAUAUUUUACCUUUGCAGUUUAAAUAAUCCAUACAUGUUAUUUAUUUUAACAGGGCAUCUUGCUUUAUUAAUAUUUAUUAUAAAUGCCUUUAAUAAUGAACUUCAACAACAUAAGGACAGAUCCAUUUAGUGCAGCUGAUGUUGCUUUGAUUCCUCCGUCCUUGUUUCCUUUUCUUGUAUCUCCCUUAUAUCUUGGUGGAGCUAAGACGCAAGGAAAUGUAGCGAGGAAAGGAAAUGAGGAUGCACAGAUAAGAAAUGAGAAGCACCACCGAUGUCACUUUGAUAACACCAGUGUUUCUCCUUACAUGUGUUUCAUUAAAUUUCAAUUAGGAGCAGCUAGUGUUAAAUAUUAGUGUCAGAUUAGUGAGGUAGUUUUUGUAAAUAUGAAUAUUUUCAUUUCACUCCACAUUUCACAGUAUUAUUUUGUAUGAUUUUAUAUAUUUUGUAAUGCUUUAGGAGUGCGUGUCAUAUAUAUAUACUAGUCAU
Cyprinus carpio (common carp) is the source of this 1881-nucleotide messenger RNA. RefSeq lists its product as uncharacterized. The transcript is spliced from 6 exons. Lineage: Eukaryota; Metazoa; Chordata; Actinopteri; Cypriniformes; Cyprinidae. The record is from RefSeq and is a predicted model, not a curated record. Bases 224 to 1108 code for a protein of 294 amino acids.